Jaculus jaculus (lesser Egyptian jerboa) is the source of this 1681-nucleotide messenger RNA. RefSeq names its product sulfatase modifying factor 2 (gene Sumf2). The record is from RefSeq and is a predicted model, not a curated record. Gene Ontology annotation, cellular component: endoplasmic reticulum. The transcript has 9 exons. Bases 27 to 923 code for a protein of 298 amino acids. Lineage: Eukaryota; Metazoa; Chordata; Mammalia; Rodentia; Dipodidae.
UGGCCCGCUCGCGAGGGGCGGUCGGUAUGGGGCUCGCGCUCGUGCAGCUGCUGUGGUUCGCGUUCAUCCCUGUGCUGGCGCCAGGAGAUGCACAGGCUCCUAGCAUGGUGCAGCUGCCUGGAGGGAAAUUCCUCAUGGGAACAAAUGCUCCAGAUGGCCGAGACGGAGAAGGGCCCGUCCGGGAGGUAACAGUAAAACCUUUUGCCAUCGACAUAUUUCCUGUCACCAAUAAAGAUUUCAGGGAGUUUGUCAGGGAGAAAAAGUACCGGACAGAGGCUGAGGGGUUUGGAUGGAGCUUUGUCUUUGAGGAUUUUGUCUCCGAUGAGCUCCGAAAGCAAGCCUCGCAGCCAAUGGAGUCUGUUCUCUGGUGGCUGCCAGUGCAAAGGGCAUUUUGGAGGCAGCCCGCAGGUCCUGGCUCUGGCAUCAGAGAGAAAUUGGAGCUCCCAGUGGUACACGUGAGCUGGAAUGAUGCUGGUGCCUACUGUGCAUGGCGGGGGAGACGACUGCCCACUGAGGAAGAGUGGGAGUUUGCUGCCCGUGGGGGCUUAAAAGGCCAGGUUUAUCCGUGGGGGAACCGAUUCCAGCCAAACCGCACCAACCUGUGGCAGGGAAAGUUCCCCAAGGGUGACAAAGCUGAGGAUGGCUUCCACGGACUGUCCCCGGUGAAUGCUUUCCCCCCACAGAAUAACUACGGGCUCUACGACCUUAUGGGCAACGUGUGGGAGUGGACGGCAUCCCCAUACCAGGCUGCUGGCCAAGAUAUGCGUGUCCUCCGGGGAGCAUCAUGGAUCGACACAGUGGAUGGCUCUGCCAAUCAUCGGGCCCGGGUCACCACCAGGAUGGGCAACACUCCAGACUCAGCCUCAGACAACCUGGGCUUCCGCUGCGCUUCUGGUGUAGGCCGACCGCCUGGGGAGCUGUGAGCAGUGCGGAGGCCAGAGGGAGCCGAACUGCAGGCUCUGCACUGCCUGGGGGGGCCUCCUUGCCCACCCCUUCCCCCUGUGGCAGGCACCUCCUGGGGGUUGAAGCAGCCCAGAGCACUCGCCCCAGAGGAGGCUGCUGCCGCCUGAGAAGACCGGGCACUUGACGGUGGCCGGGUGUUUUCUGAGAAGCACAGUAUUAACGUCAUGGGGACCAAACGCUCCAACAUUUGGAAUAAUUCUCUUUAAGAUAGUGUGUUUAACCCUUUCAGUCCUGUUCCCUUCCCUUUCUUCCUGACUCAGGGAUCUGGCAGCUCUAUCUUCCUAGGAAGUUUCUGCAGAAGGAAAAUGCUCCCUUCAUCUGCCUCUUGUAGAUUAAUCCCUCUGAAGGACUGUCUAUAGAAAGGCAGUCAUUGGGGCUUUUUAAAGGAUGCCGUUUUGCUGUUUAGGAAGGGGUCUUGCAAUGCUGUAUAGGCAAGGCUGACAUCAAGCUCAUGCUGGCCCUGCCUCAACCUCCCAGUUCUGGGAUUACACACAGUGCCUCAUAUUAAAGCAGUCUAGGAGAACUGAAUCUCACCAGGUGAGGCUGUGCACCGUGGGAGUAACAAAGUAAAUGUUCCCCCAGGGAGACAAUACCAGAAGCUUCUCCUGUCGUUAUUUAGGGACUUCCAUGUAUCCCUGAAAGCAGCAUUUCCCAGAGAGUAACCUGCUCCCAUGGUGUCACUAAACAUCAUGAGAUCAAUAAAAUCUCCUAUACUGUA